GUAUCGAACGUCGAGAAGCGUCGGAAACCGCAAUGAACUACGCAGCCAUAAGUUCGUCGCAGAAAGCUACGUCCAAUGCUCGACGAUUGAAACACGUUCAUUCACAGCGCAGCUCUCAUGCUGUCUGUUGAUGAAGCUCGCCAGCUUGAGCAGACCUCUCGCCAGCAGAGCCAAAGUGCAACAUGGAAAGCUGCUCGCAAAAACCGAUUAACUGCUUCAAAUUUUGGUGUUGCUGUUACACGUGAGAAUUGGACACAAAAAGGCCUGCAGAACCUAACCACAGACAGAGAUCUGUCUAGAGUAAGGGCCAUCCAGUACGGAGUUUCAAGCGAAGCCAUGGCUGUUCAGCAAUAUGAAAGAACCCUCCGAACCUUCCGGCACAACAUUGAGACCUUCCACUGCGGCCUUAUUGUGGAUCCCACGUGCCCAUGGCUCGGUGCAUCUCCCGAUCGUGUGGUGUGGGACCCAGAGGAACAGAGUCCUCAUGGCAUUGUUGAAGUCAAGUGCCCAUAUUCAAUGAGAGACUUGAAAAUACCAAGCACUCAAGGCUCAUGCCUUGUGAAAGACGGCAACGGCACGUACAGGCUCAACCGCACCCACUUUUACUAUUACCAGGUUAUCGGGCAGAUGGCCCUUUCAGGGCUUACUUGGGCUGACUUUGUCAUGUAUGCUCCACAGUUUCUAGUUGUUGAAAGGAUUAGGUUCAGUGAAAGUGAAUGGCAGAAAUGCAAAAAUAGGCUGGACAGCUUUUAUUUUUCGACGCUUCUACCGUAUUUGGCAAAAGCAUGCAGUACAAGCAAUAAAUCUUGA
Messenger RNA from Dermacentor silvarum, 810 nucleotides. RefSeq lists its product as uncharacterized. The coding region runs from base 118 to 810 and encodes 230 amino acids. The transcript is spliced from 3 exons. The record is from RefSeq and is a predicted model, not a curated record. Lineage: Eukaryota; Metazoa; Arthropoda; Arachnida; Ixodida; Ixodidae.